GGUGUACACUGUGGGUCUGAGUGAAGGAGCUGGUUUCUCUAGGCUUUCAGUCUGCCCUGUCCAGGGAGUCACUGCUGGGCACCUCCCAGUCUCCAGAGCCGCAUCUCUUAGCAACAGGACGCAAACCUUACCAGAGCCUAGCCAGCAGGACUGCAGCAGACAAGCCAAGCAACAGGAGGCACCUAGCUCUUGUCUGGCUGUCUGGAGACCCACCAGGACUCAGCAUGGAUAGUGUGGACAGCACCAUGGCAAGACUGCGGGCAGCAUGUCUAUCCCGAGGGGCCUCGGGCAUCCAUGGCCUGGCCAGAUUUUUCCGACGUCUGGACCGGGAUGGGAACUUGUCUCUGGACCCAAAGGAGCUGCAGGGGGGCCUGGCCACGCUGGGGCUGGCAGUGGACCAUGAGGAGGCGGAUGCCAUAUGUCGGCGCUGGGACCGUGAUGGCAGUGGGACAUUGGACCUGGAGGAAUUUUUGCGGGCUCUGCGGCCUCCCAUGUCCCAGGCCCGGGAGGCAGUCAUUGCAGCAGCCUUUGCCAAACUGGACCGCAGUGGAGAUGGUGUGGUGACUGUGGAUGACCUCCGUGGGGUGUACAACGGCCGGGCCCACCCCAAGGUGCAGAGCGGGGAGUGGACUGAGGAUGAGGCCCUACAAUGCUUCCUGGACACCUUCGAUACCACGGACAAGGAUGGGCAGGUCACCCUGGCUGAAUUCCAGGACUACUAUAGUGGUCUCAGUGCCUCGAUGGACACUGAUACAGAGUUCGUGGACAUGAUGACCAGUGCCUGGCGCCUGUGAGCGGCUGACUUUGCCCAGGACUGCCGUAGCCAGUUCCUAUCUCUACCCACCAGAGCCAGGCUGUGUCAGCUCACAGGGCCCUGACAUGGGGAGGGAGGGUCAUGUGAGAAUAGAGUUGAAGAACCGCCUGGGCAGGUCUGGGACAAAGGCUGCCAGUCACUGGUGCAGGACCCCAAGGAGGGGCCUCAAGGCUACAACCAGGCCAGCCAAUGGGUCCUCCAUGAAGCUGGGAGGCAGCAGGCGGCCGUGGGAGAGCAGCAGGCUGGGGCUUUAGUUAAAAGUUUUAAUGUAGUUCCCAAAUACAUUUCAUAUGACAGUCUUACAUAAACGUUCCAAAACA
Jaculus jaculus (lesser Egyptian jerboa) is the source of this 1134-nucleotide messenger RNA. It is a transcript of the gene Caps, whose product is annotated as calcyphosine. The transcript is spliced from 4 exons. Bases 225 to 794 code for a protein of 189 amino acids. The record is from RefSeq and is a predicted model, not a curated record. Gene Ontology annotation, cellular component: vesicle. Lineage: Eukaryota; Metazoa; Chordata; Mammalia; Rodentia; Dipodidae. Gene Ontology annotation, molecular function: calcium ion binding.